UUGCUCGAUUUCUGUAGCUCGACAGCAAUCCUACUUGAAUUUUAUAUUCAUCCACUAGAAUCUCCAACUCAACUAUGAAUCUAUCCAACUGUAAGUUCUUUCAUCCAAAGUAAUCUCAAAUCUGUGCGGUUCUUCUUUUCCAGUACACUUCGACUUUUUUCUUCAUAAGAUUUCAUCUUUUCAUCUAGCACUUUUUUCAAAGAGGAGAAACCAUGAUGGCUCUGGCAUUGAUUGGAGAAUCACUUCUCUCUGCUGUCAUUGAGGUUUUGGUCGACAGGAUAGCCUCCUCAGAGGUUAAGGACUUCUUCAAAAGGCAAAAGCUUGACGAUGGACAGCUGAGGAAAUUGGAGUCUACCAUGAGAUCAGUUGGCAAACUUCUCAAUGAUGCAGAGGAGAAGCACAUUACUCAUCCAGCUGUGAAAGGGUGGCUCGACGACCUCAAGGAUGCUCUCUACCAAGCUGAUGACUUCUUGGACGAGAUUGCUUAUAAAGCUUUGCAAUUGAAGUUUGAAGCUGAACGUCAAAGUGAGACCUUCUCAGAUCAGGUGCGGAGCUUCCUCAUUUCCCUUAUUCCAUGUAAGAAGGGGAUGGGAGAGAUGCCACCGAAGUUCGAAAAUAUCCUUCCGAUGCUUCAAGACUUGUUGCAACAACAGGGUGUCCUUGGUUUAGUAGAUAGCGUUGGAAGAAGACCACUUCUGCCAUCACAGAGAAUACCAACAACUUCUCUGGUAGAGGAAUCUGAUUUUGUUGGCAGGAAGGAAGACUGGGAAAAUAUAAUGGCAUUGCUGCUGCCAGACGACGCUGAAGGAAGACAACUAGAUGUGGUUCCAAUUGUGGGUAUGGGCGGGAUGGGUAAAACCACCCUUGCUCAGCUUGUCUGCAGAAAAAUCGAACUCUUAGAAGACAGAAAUGGGACGAAGUUGUUUGAUCUCAAAGCAUGGGUCUAUGUGUCAGAAGAAUUUAAUAUUCUCAAGGUUACAAGAGAUAUUCUCAAGCAGGUCGGCCUGCCGAAGUGCGAUAAGAUGACUGAGAAUCAGAUUCAUAGCGAGCUAGAGAAAAAAUUGAGGGGGAACAGGGUUUUGGUUGUUUUAGAUGAUGUUUGGAGUGAGGAUCAAGCGGCCUGGGAUUUUUUGCUGAAACCUUUCAUGUCUGUGAGAAAAGGAAGUAAGAUCUUAGUCACGACACGCAGCGGAACUGUAGCAUCAGUCAAGUCUACUGUUCCAUCUCAUCGUUUGCAGAGCUUGUCCGAUGAUGACUGUUGGCUGGUGUUGGCAAAAGUUGCAUUUGAUGGAGGAAAUUUCAGAGCAUAUCCAGGGUUGGAAGAAGUUGGUAGAGAAAUAGCAAAUAAGUGUAGCGGCCUACCUCUGGCUGCAAAAACACUUGGAGGUCUCCUGAGAUCCAAAAGAGAAGGCGAGGAAUGGAGGAAAAUAUUGGAAAGCAAUUUGUGGAAUUCACCAAACGACAAAGUCCUUUCAGCUCUACAGUUGAGUUAUCAUUGCCUGCCAUCGUAUCUAAAACAAUGUUUUUCAUAUUGUGCGAUUUUUCCCGAAGGCUAUGAAUUCAACAAGAAAGACCUGAUCCUUUUAUGGAUGGCAGAAGGCUUUCUAGUUCAACCCGGAGGAAAUCAGGAGAUGGAAGAAAUAGGGGCUGAGUUCUUCGAUGAUCUUGUAUCGAGAUCAUUUUUACAACAAUCAAGUCGCGAUCCAUCAUUAUUCAUCAUGCAUGACCUCAUGAAUCAUUUAGCUGCUUUCACAUCUGGAGAAUUUUGCUUCCGGUUGGAGGGUAAUGGCUCAAGCAACACUUCUCAAAGGACUCGCCAUUUAUCAUGCAUAGUAAAAGAACAUGACAUCUCUCAAAAGUUCGAGGCCUUUUGCAACCCUCGUUUGUUGCGCUCCUUAAUAUUAUCGAAAGAUAAAUCAAUAUCUGCUGAGGUAAUAUGUAAACUUUUGCCGAUGCUUGAGCGCCUAAGAGUGUUGUCUAUGCCCCCCUAUAUCCUUGAGCCUUUACCAUUUCUUGAUUCAAUUGCCAAGUUGAAGCAUUUGCGAUAUCUGAAACUUUCUCAGACAGACCUUACAAAGUUACCAGAAUCUAUAUGUGGUUUGUAUAAUUUGCAAACUUUAAUCUUGAUAUGGUGUUUUAGGCUUUAUAAGUUGCCUGCUGGCAUGGGAAGGUUGAUCAACUUGCGGCAUCUUGAUAUCACAGGAACAAGACUACUUGAGAUGCCGCCACAAAUGGGCAAACUAGCAAAGCUCCGAACAUUAACUUCUUUUUCUUUGGGAAAUCAAAGUGGAUCUAGCAUUAAAGAGUUGGGGCAGCUUCAGCAUUUGUGUGGAGAACUUUGCAUUCGCAAUCUUCAAAAUGUGGUGGAUGCUCAAGAAGCUUCUGAAGCCGAUUUGAAGGGUAAGGCGGACCUUGAGAGUUUGGAGUUAUUGUGGGAGGAUGAAACUAAUAAUUCACUGCAUGAACGUGUUUUAGAUCAAUUACAGCCUCAUGUCAAUUUGAAGAUUCUCCGCUUAGAAGGGUAUGGGGGUACAAGAUUUCCGGUUUGGAUUGGAGGCUCUAAUCCUCCCUCAAAUUUACGAGAGCUUGAUUUGCACAGGUGCUUGAAUUUGGAAUCCUUCCCUGAGCGCAUGCAUUCCUCGCUGCCUUCCCUAGUCAAAUUGUCUCUAAGCAAUUGUCCAGAACUUCAUUCCUUUCCAAUAAGAGGCUUAAAAUUAAAAGCAUUUAGUGUUACGAAUUGCAAACUCGUCAGGAAUCGCAAGCAAUGGGAUUUGCAAUCACUCCAUUCUCUUUUAAGUUUUACAAUAGCUAUGUGCGAUGAGGUGGAAUCCUUCCCAGAGGAGAUGCUGCUCCCCUCCAGUCUUACGACUCUUGAAAUUAGGCAUCUUUCAAAUCUAAAAUCUCUGGACCACAAAGGGCUUCAACACCUCACUUCUCUUAGAGAGUUGCAGAUCUGGCACUGCCCCAAUCUCCAGUCUUUGCCAGAAGAGGGACUUCCCUCCUCUCUUUCUUCUCUAUUUAUCUUCAAGUGUAAUUUGCUGAAAGAAAGGUGCAAAAGACCUAAUGGGGAGGAUUGGCUCAAGGUUUCUCACAUCCCAUACUUGUAUAUAUCUUGAUUAGUCCUUGAUUCAUCCAUUAUUAUAAGGUACCACGAAUCCUUAUUUCUUUACUUUGUAAGUUACAAAUCACAAUUUGACAGAAAGAUUUGUAUAUUGUACUCCAACUUUAAUAAAUAAACUCCAAGCAGGCUUCGUCAGCUGUGGCCGAAGAUAGAUUGAUAGUUUGCUAGCUUCUCUCGGAGGA
Populus nigra (black poplar) is the source of this 3303-nucleotide messenger RNA. RefSeq names its product putative disease resistance RPP13-like protein 1. Gene Ontology annotation, molecular function: ADP binding. NCBI's taxonomy places the organism in Eukaryota, Viridiplantae, Streptophyta, Magnoliopsida, Malpighiales, Salicaceae. The record is from RefSeq and is a predicted model, not a curated record. The transcript has a single exon. Bases 213 to 3116 code for a protein of 967 amino acids. Gene Ontology annotation, biological process: defense response to other organism.